This is a messenger RNA of Penicillium coprophilum, 1977 nucleotides long. RefSeq lists its product as uncharacterized. Bases 1 to 1977 code for a protein of 658 amino acids. The transcript has a single exon. Lineage: Eukaryota; Fungi; Ascomycota; Eurotiomycetes; Eurotiales; Aspergillaceae. The record is from RefSeq and is a predicted model, not a curated record.
AUGGAAGAUGCCCUCCGCCCAAGCAAAGAAGCCUUUGAAUACACCCUACGCGCAAGCUAUCAGCUGUGGUCAACUCAUUUCAACACCACUGAUAGCCGCCUGCCUUUGGAGUGUAUCAACCUCAAAUCCCUUCUCAAAGACACGCCUGCAUUCCUCGCCGAUGGAUUGAUUUCACCAGACAGAGUAUUAUCAUUUGCGUGUGUUAAAAACCGGAGCGAACUGGAGGUAAAGGGACAGUCGAGAUGGCGGACGUCCAGAGCUGGCGCAGGAUGUAUUACCCCACCGAAGGUCAUGCCGUCGACACUUGACCUAGGUGUCGCAAAACCCCGAAAGGUCCAGCUCUCUAAGGACGCCCCUCUGUCGGAAUGGCCUGGUGUACGUGGUAUUAAUGGUUAUGAUGAGGGCAACUACAUCGCCGUCUUGUUCUUGGCUUGGUCAUACAUUCUAUCUGCAAAAUGGGCAGAGUUGCUCGAUCGCUCUGAGACACACCAUUGUUCAACAAAGUACUCAUCUACAUAUCAAGAGACUGAUGAGUCCGUUCAAUCGGAGGUGAUAGAGAUCGACUUGCCCCCAGACGCAAGCGAAGAGGAAAUUGUUUGGUGGAACGCCGUGUUCUCUGGAACACCAGCAUGGGAGAUAUCCGUGGAAUACGAGUCCGACAAAUUUGUCUCACCAUGGUCCGUCACAUUAGACGGAGUGAUAUCAAUGCGAGCAAAACAAGGCACCCACCUUCAGCCCUCAGCAUAUAGCCCUCCAUCAUCAAAAAAAGCCUUCGAAUACCUCACCCGCUACUGCAACCACUCCCGCAUCUACGCGCAAUGCACAGCAGCGCUGGCAGCAUCCUUCUUCACGCGUGAUGCCUUCCUCCGUAAUCCACCCACCCUCCCUAUCCCCAAACCCGCCAAGAGGCCCAAGUAUCAUAUACCCCCGACAAGCCCCAGAUUGAUCACAUCUCUAAUCUCCGAGCAUGAAAAGCUCCUCCCAUACUACAUGACCCUAAGCAGCACGAUGUGGAUAACGACCAUGCCAGCAAUGAAAAGUAUCUUCAUCAACCCAGAAAUACCCUGCAAUCUAGUCGGUGCAUGGACAAACGCAGCCUUUGCAGUAUUAAACCCAAUCGUGAAAGCAGGCGACAUCCCACGUCUACUCAACGGCCUGUCAGCACGCGACCCACGCGUUGCUGGUCUCUGGCUCGGGGCUGCAAUCAUGGGCACGAGCAACAUAUACAUAAAACAAAGCGAGCAAGGUUUGAUGGCGCCUUUACUUGAAGCCGAGGCGUGGAUGGGGGUUACAACCACGUUUAUAACAAAACCACCUGGUAUCUACGAUAAAGACGCAACCUCUGUAAAGCGCGAAGAUGAGUGUCGACUGCUUUUUCUCGCGACGCCCAGUGAUGGGGGUUAUAAUCAUGGAUAUGUCACUGUGUGGCCAUGGAAGCCGUUUGGUAGUACCAAGCUGUGUGAUACGGAUAUUCUUCUUCGAGAGCAUUUAGGUUGUGGAUGUCAUGUAUUGGAAUAUGAGAAUUGGUCUUGGGACCUUGGAGAUGGGAUGAGGAUUGAGGAUACAGGGGUGGAAGCACGAUUUGCUUCGUUGCUUUCGACUUCUACAUCUUCGUCUUUGCCUGGGGGUCUGUCUCUGUGCUUGUCCUGCCCAAAACCAGGGGUUACUUUCGCGGAUCUUCCUGCUAUACCGACGGAUUGUGAGUAUGAUCUAUACUCAGAUCAAAAAUCGGAAAACCCUACGCGGGGAAUAUUUUGCUGGCUUCGGUUGGAUGGAUUUCCGGCGAAUGAAAAGGGGAUAUAUCAACACUCGUGGGUUGUGGUUGGGGAAGACUCGGACGAGGAGGUGGAUGAACACGAGUCUGAUGAUUCUAUGGCUGGUGCUCGAGCUGAAAGAGUUGAGGAUUGGCUCGGUGGUGUUGAUGAUGUCGAGGUAGUAGUCGAGGUCGAACUGGAGAGUGUCGGUGAUACCACAUAG